Messenger RNA from Marchantia polymorpha subsp. ruderalis, 3811 nucleotides. Lineage: Eukaryota; Viridiplantae; Streptophyta; Marchantiopsida; Marchantiales; Marchantiaceae. The record is from the annotation of a GenBank genome assembly.
AAGACGAGAAUCGAGACGAGAAUCGAGACGAGAAAAUGGAACCUUCCAAUUCGGGCCAGUACGGGCAUGAUUCGCAGCUUGUGGGGGCGUGUGUCGGGCGCAUAGACAGCACGUGCCGACACAGGGCAUCUCGUGGUCGUCAUCCUCCCAGUUCGUUCACAAAUCCGCCUCCCCCACUUGCAGCUGCUUAUAACGAACAAGGCCUCAGAUUCCUGCGCUUGGGCUUCGACUCUGCGGAUUAGCAGCCUCUCUCACUCGUCUCACUCGUCCCUGUCCCGAAUGCGUUUGAUCCAUGCAAACCUUCGGGCUGGAAUAUCAACUGGUCUUCACAGACCUGCUGCUGCUGCUUCUGCUGCAGCAAUUUCCAUCAGUUGACGUUCAUACAACUGAGGACUACAACUUCUUCAAGUGGAGUGUUGGAAUUGCUGCUGCUGCUGCCUCGAGCGUGCUCCAUCACUGACUGACUGCCCAGCCGACGUUCGAUUCACAGAAAAGCGGUAUUCUGGGCUUCAUUGCUACUUCGGACUGGGUUCACCGUUCUUCUCGUUUGGACAAGCCAUCAGGGAGCUUCUUCCAGAUGGCAUCGAGGGCGGACUCGGUGAAGGAUCUACUGUGUUCGCAAUCGGUGUCUGCCUGAGGUGAAAAGAAACAACGUUACAAGUGCGCAGAUUGUGACUUGGAUUGCUUCCUUACAAUUCAUUAAACGGAGAGCAUCAGAUGGCGAGCAAGAAUAUCGUCACGAAGUUCCUAUAUUCUGCAGAGAAAUUCUCAAAUGGAAAUGAGACAGUCAGCUAUAUCUUGGAAACGUAUGCAAUGUACAGAAUUCUGAACGGACUUUUGAUUAUUCUCAUGGACCAGGGAGCUCUGACUUUGGAAUAGAGCGAGUUCUGUUAUGUCCGGAAUAUGGAAGGGAACAAGACGACUUUCAUUGAAGUUUCUCAGAAUUUUAUAUAAAUCUCAGAAUAUGUCAGAUACAUGAAACUGUUGCUGCGGUGGGACAGCGAUCGAGUUUAGAGAACAACGAGGAUUAAAAGUGCAGGAAGAAUUGUGUAAAAAAAUCUCUGGCAACCGUCCCCUGUGAUCACCUGGACUCGUGAUAAUGUUUGUUCAAUGGCGACCGGAAAGUUGAUCUGCCCUGAUUGUGUUGGCACCUCGCUAGCUUAACGUGGACCGAGACAGAAAGUGCAUGUGCGGAGCUGACUAAAGACACGCAGCGAUAGCAUCACACAAUCAAUGUCCAGGAAGCGGUCGUUUCCUUGAUCUGUGCAAGGUGCACCCCUCCUGAAUUCCACCGGACUAAUUGUGCACACCUGCCGAGAGGUUAAGCUCGAUCGAAACCUCAAACCUCGGGUGACAACAAAGACAUAAAUACCGCCUGUCAUGCCAUAUCCGGCAUCAUCACACCUUCACGGAACAUCUCGCUUAGCAGAGGAAGCUAAGCCGUCGCCUGUUGAUGCUGAUAGACAGACCAAUCUUAUAAGUCUCUCUCGAUCCACGACCCUUACUUUUGACAAAUGCCAAUCCAAAUAGUAGAGACAGAAUUCGCUCAAAGCAGGCGAUGGGUUUGAGAAACUGAAAAUCGAAGAAGGUGUUAACUGAUCCAUCCGGACGCAGAGAGGAAACUUUCUAGGUGAAAUUUCCAAAUUCGGUCGGGGGCAGCAAUGGCAGGGGCCGAGAUAACCAUCCCACCGGUGGUUGACGAGGACGAGAAGCGACUAAAUGAGUUGGGGUACAAGCAGGAGUACCGUCGUGUUAUGACCCCGUUCGAGCAGUGGGCGUACACAUUCUCCUACACUGCCCCAUUGGGCUUCGUGACAGGUUACUACGGCUUCAUGUAUUCCUACGGAGGGCCAGUGACAAUAAUCUGGGGUUUUAUAGCAACCGCCAUAGGUACAUUGUGCAUGGCCUUCGCCAUGGCUGAAGUUUGCUCUGCUUUCCCGACACUCGGAAGCGUUUACUACUGGGUGGCACGGCUGGUGCCCCAGCAGCAUGCCCCUUGGCUGUCAUGGUUCGUUGGAUGGUUGUACUUGGUGGGUUCCUUCUGCGGAACUGCUUUGAAUGAGUACCUUCUCGCACAGCUGAUCUCGACGAUGAUUCUGCUGGGGACUGGCAAGCAGUUAUCAAGUACUCAGAUUGUGGCAGUCACGGCAGGAGUUUUCUUCAUCCAUUUUUGGGUAUCAAUAGUAAACACCAGGUGGCUGGGCCGGUUGAGUGCAGCCGGAGCCUGGUUCCAAAUAAUGUCGAUUUUAGGAAUCGUCAUAACCCUGUUGGCUGUUGCACCCAAGUAUCAACACCCCAAGUUCGUGUUCACUCAGUUCGUAAACGCUCCAGGACAAGGAGUGAAGAGCAAAGCUCUGGUAGUGCUGCUGGGCCUGCCUUACUUCCAGUCCAUUCUCACAGGCUUUGAGGUCGGAUCACAUGUCGUGGAGGAGGUUAAAACUGCAGCCACAUCCGGUCCUCGCGCUAUGAUCCGCACCGUCUACGUGACAGCCUCUGUUGAAAUUGUGCUCCUGCUCGUACUCACCUUCUGCAUCCAAAUUCCUGACAAUGUACUCGGCGACAAUACAGCCACAGGAGGGGGAGACUCUUCUGCUGCCAGUCAGAUUUACUACGACGUCUUCCAUGCCAGGUACGGUCAUGGCGUGGCGGGGUCCAUCGUAUUCACCGGGCUCGCUGUUGUGUCCCUCUUCUUCGGCAACAUCACAAAUGUGACCCUCACUGCCAGAAUGGCCUAUGCGAUGGCGAGAGAUCAGGGCCUGCCCUUCCAUCGUCAUCUAAUUCGGCUUUCGAAGAAGGAGAAGAUUCCAGUGCUGGCGACAGUGGUGGCAGUGGUAGGAUCGUUCAUCUGUACUCUGCCGGCUCUGGGGAGCAGUGUCGCCUUCACCGCCAUCACUGCCAUGUCCACCAUCACCGCAUACGGCCCUUACACUGUGGUGCUCAUCGUCAGGCACCUGUACAACGACCAGUUCGAGAGGGGACCCUUCUAUCUGGGCAAGUAUGGCAUCUUCGUCGGCAGCUGGGGCGCAUUCUGGGGGGCCUGCAUGUGCGUCUUCUUCUGCUUCCCUCCGACUUAUCCCGUCACCGCCACCACCUUGAACUACGCGCCGGUGAGCGUGGCGGGCUGCAUCGCCAUCGGAUUGAUAUACUGGUUCACCUCAGGUCGUACAUCGUUCCAUGGCCCCUCGAGAUCGAAGGAGCUUCACAAUGAAGCGAAAUUGUCGACUCUUCCGAUGGUCGCUCACCCCGGUUCCAGCAAUCGGGCCGGCGGCCGCCAUAUCAUAUAGAUCUAGAAUUGAGUUUUGCUUGCUUUCCAAUGGCCACAGGUCAUUGUAAGUAUUACUUUUUGUAAGUAUUGUGCGCAUCUACGAUUCCAAUACUUUAUAUCGACUGCAAGAGUUCGUGGUCAGGGAUUCUCGAUCCGUGAGCAGAUCGCAAUCGGUUCGGCAGACUCGUGGCUCGAAUUCCGAAAGCUUCAUAGUAGCAUUUACCCCCGGGAGAUUCAUAAUAGCAAUGUCGAAAGCUUCACAGUAGCAAUCAAUCACCACGAGAUUCAUAAUAGCAAUGUCGAUGUUCAAGAUUAAAGAGGCAAAUUUAUGCUGCCACGUCCUACCUAAAGAAGGAAUUCAAAUGCGGAAAUGAGCCUUGUCUCUGGCUGGAGUUAUACUAUCUGCCACUUCAUAUCUUGGAUGAAGGCCAAAUCAUCGUGCACUUGUGACCGAUAACACAUUCAAUUCAGUCACAUGAUUUCCAGAAUAUCCCACGGAUAUUCCUUCCAGGAUGGUUUCCCAGACUACGGCAGUAGUAUUCACCU